AUUCAUUCCAAUGUAAAAGAGUAAAACAAUAUUAUUUAAAAGAAUAGGCUAUACAUAUGGGUAAAUAUAAACCCAACACCCGCCAACAUUGCACGGUAAUUGAACACGUAAUAAAGUGACACAUAUGAUUAUUCAAUUUUAAGAAGUUAUUUAUGUGUUGUUCUGAGAAGUUAUUAUUGGUUUUGUGGAUCUUCAAAAACAAUCCCAACUUGGGCCGUAAAAGAAUCCUCGUACUACACUAACACCCUAUGACGUGACAAAAUCACUCACUCCCCUUGCUUUUCAUGAGGCAGUGUCGUGUCGCGUUUCAUUUUCAAGGACAACUAAAACAUGGACGUUCGCGACAUGGCAUACCGUUACUUGACCCAACUAACCCACACUUCAGCCACCAAAACCCUAGCACGUGCCAUCCACGCACACAUCAUCACCUCCGGUUUCACACCAAACACUUUCAUCCUAAACCGUCUCAUCAACAUCUACUGCAAAUCCUCCAACAUCACUUACGCACGUAAACUGUUCGACAAAAUUCCCAAACCAGACAUAGUCGCAAGAACCACCCUUCUCUCUGCAUAUUCCUCCUCUGGUAACAUCAAACUCGCCCAAGAACUAUUCAACACCACACCACUCACCAUCCACGACACCGUCAGUUACAAUGCCAUGAUCACCGCUUACUCUCGCGGUAACGAUGGCCACGCUGCUCUUAAACUCUUCCUCCAAAUGAAAAGACUGAGCUUUUUACCUGAUCCUUUUACAUUCUCCAGUGUGUUUUCCGCUCUUUCCUCUAUAGCUGAUGAGGAAUGGCAUUGUCAAAUGCUACAUUGUGAGGCUAUCAAAUGGGGAGCAUUGUUGAUACCUUCUGUUUUGAAUGCACUUUUGAGUUGCUACGUUUGUUGCGCUUCUUCGCCUUUGGUGGACACAUCGAAGUUGAUGGCUUCAGCUAGGAAGGUUUUUGAUGAGGUGCCUAAAAAUCAGGUAUAUGAACCCUCAUGGACUACCAUGAUUGCUGGUUAUGUGAGGAAUGAUGAUCUUGAUGCAGCGCGCGAGCUUCUUGAUGGAAUGACUUACCCGAUUGAUGUUGCUUGGAAUGCCAUGAUUUCUGGUUAUGUUCGCCGUGGUUUGUAUGAAGAGGCGUUUGGCAUGUUUAGGAGAAUGCAUUCCAUGGGAAUUCAGGAGGAUGAGUACACUUACACUAGUUUGAUUAGUGCUUGUGCUUCUUGUAAUGUGAGGAUGGGGAUGUUUAACUGUGGAAGGCAGGUGCAUGGUUAUGUUCUCAGGACAGUGGUCGAGCCAUCGGAGCGCUUUAUUAUGUCUGUUAACAAUGCUUUGAUUACUUUUUAUACUAAGUAUGAUAGAAUGGUAGAGGCGAGGAGAGUCUUUGACAAAAUGCCUGUAAGAGAUAUUGUUUCCUGGAAUGCUGUUUUGUCUGGGUGUAUCAACGCCAGGCGCAUUGAGGAAGCUAAUUCUAUUUUCAGGGAGAUGCCGGAGAGGAACGUGCUAACUUGGACUGUGAUGAUAUCUGGUUUGGCGCAGAAUGGUUUUGGAGAAGAAGGUUUGAAGCUGUUUAACCAGAUGAAGUCGGAGGGACUAGAACCCUGUGAUUAUGCUUAUGCUGGGGCAAUUACAUCUUGUGCUGUUCUUGGAUCGUUGGACAAUGGACAACAAAUUCAUUCUCAGGUGAUUCGAUUGGGUCAUGACUCGGGACUCUCUGCUGGCAAUGCACUGAUUACCAUGUAUGCGAGAUGUGGUGUUGUCGAAUCUGCUGAAUCUGUGUUUCUCACAAUGCCUUAUGUGGACCCAAUAUCUUGGAAUGCCAUGAUUGCAGCUCUUGCACAACACGGACAUGGUGUCCAAGCCAUUGAGCUUUUUGAACAGAUGUUGAAGGAAGAUAUAUUGCCUGAUAGGAUAACUUUUCUCACAAUUCUUACUGCUUGCAACCAUGCUGGCUUGGUCAAAGAGGGUCGCCAUUAUUUUGAUACAAUGUGUACUCGUUAUGGUAUUACCCCAGGAGAGGAUCAUUAUGCUCGUUUGAUUGAUUUGUUAUGCCGUGCGGGUAUGUUCUUAGAAGCAAAGAGUGUAAUCAAAUCAAUGCCUUUCGAGGCCGGUGCGCCAAUUUGGGAAGCUCUUCUUGCUGGUUGUCGGAUUCACGGUAACAUUGAAUUGGGUAUUCAAGCUGCUGACCGACUCCUUGAGCUUAUUCCACAACAAGAUGGAACCUACGUAAUCCUUUCCAAUAUGUAUGCUGCUUUAGGUCAAUGGGAUGAAGUGGCCAGGGUGAGAUUAUUGAUGAGGGAACGAGGAGUGAAAAAAGAACCUGGUUGUAGUUGGGUUGAGGUUGAAAAUAUGGUUCAUGUCUUUUUGGUUGAUGAUGCUAGGCACCCUGAGGUGCAAGCUGUGUACACAUAUCUGGAGCAACUGGUACAUGAAAUGAGGAAAUUAGGGUAUGUCCCUGAUACAAAGUUUGUAUUACAUGAUAUGGAAUCUGAGCAUAAAGAAAAUGCCUUGUCUACCCAUAGCGAAAAGCUUGCUGUUGUUUAUGGAAUUAUGAAGCUUCCUUUAGGAGCUACAAUUCGGGUUUUCAAAAACUUAAGAAUAUGUGGAGACUGCCAUAAUGCAUUCAAGUUUAUUUCCAAAGUAGUGGCGCGAGAGAUAGUUGUGAGAGAUAGGAAAAGGUUUCAUCAUUUUAGAAAUGGCGAAUGUUCAUGUGGCAAUUACUGGUAGGUAGAGGUUCUGUUUAUUGAUUAUCAUCAAGGGUUAAUUUCAAUAGGGAUCAAAGAAUUUAGAAUAUAUGAAAUGGAGCUUGGAGCUUUGGUAAUCAGAAAUUCAAAAUCGAGACAAAUAAUGGCCCCAAAAUGAUCUCCAAAAGGUUGAUCUAUGCCAAUGGACAUGCCAAAGCCAUUGAAAGGAUGUCAACGGUCCUCUGUUUUUGCGGUUGACAGGUCGGAAAUCUUUCUUCUGGCCUUCUCCUAUUGCACCCCUUUUGCAUGUGAAUGCUAAAGUUGAUUAUUUCUAUUUCAAGUAACUGGGAAUGUAGAUAGUGAGAGAAACCAAUUAAUUGUUUGUAUUGCAACUCUAUAGCAAAUGCCAUGUCAUAUGUGCUAUCAUUGUUACUCCAGUUUCCUUUAUUUUUCUGUCACAGGUUUUGGUUCAUAUGUUUGUAUGCAUCGUCAGGUACAGCGAUUCAACACAGUAUCAUCUGGUUGGUAGCUGUAGUUUUGUUGCAUGCCAUCUUGGCUGUCAUGACUUUGGCAAGCUGGAAAGAGCAGUGAGGCAGUGCCAAUGUCGAAGCUACUUUGUUAUGAAAAAGGUACAUAAUUUUGUGACCUGUCAUUGGCUUUCUGUUCAGUGCUCAUCAAUGUGAAAGUGUCUGGGAAGCUUUAGCUAGACUCUCUGUUAGCAUGACUUUCUGCAAAGGGAAAGUGAGAUUAUUAAUCCUACAAUAUUUACUGAAGUUUAUGUGAAUUGAAACUUCAAUUCACAAAAAGCUAAAGGUGGAUUUGUUGUUGCCUGAUAAUUUUAUAAAGAAGCUCACUUUAGAGGAGCUUUUUCAAACCAACAUGUGGACUAUCCAAUAUGUUGUCGAUCCUAAUCGAACUAUCUGAGGGUGCACAAACAAGAAAAGAAGCAUUCUUUAUGGAGGACUACUUAUAUUGUUAUUGUGUUUCCAAAGUUGGAGGCUUUGAAUCAAAAACAGCAGUGAGAACAUCCUGAUUGCACACAUAUGCUUCUUUUCAAAAGUGCUAGACAUUGGUGCCAAAGUAAUGACCUUCACAGUGUCUCCUUCUGAACGAGUUACUGGGUUCUGCUGUUUUUUGGGGCUACCCCAAGAACCUGAUAUAAAUUUAAUAAAUUAGUAUCAUAUUUAUCUUAUCAUACAUGAAGUGAAAAUCAUAGAUAUAUCAUAUAUCUAUCUCUAUAACACGUAAAAUUGAGAAUUGGAUUUUAUACUGUGUCUUGUCAGCAGUGUUAAUACCAAAAUCUGUAAUUAUAACAAUUUUGUGCUUACCUUUGUCUCAUGUUCAAUGAGUACCUCUUCAUUAACUUUUUUA
Messenger RNA from Cicer arietinum (chickpea), 4046 nucleotides. The record is from RefSeq and is a predicted model, not a curated record. Lineage: Eukaryota; Viridiplantae; Streptophyta; Magnoliopsida; Fabales; Fabaceae.